AUGAGGUAUCUUCAAGCCCUGCAGCUGCUUGGUGCAUUGGCGGCGCCUGUCCAAGCAGCCUUCUCCUGGAGCUCUGUUAAACUUGGAGGCGGAGGAGGUUUCGUGCCCGGAAUCUCUUUCCACCCCAAGACGAAAGGCCUGGCAUAUGCGAGAACAGACAUCGGCGGCCUUUACAGGCUCAAUGCUGAUGAUUCAUGGACAGCCCUUACAGACAGCAUAACCACAGACUCAACUUGGAACCGAUGGGGUGUUGAUGCACUGGCCCUGGAUCCUCAGGAUGACACCAAAGUCUAUCUUGCAUUGGGAAUGUACACCAACAGCUGGGACCCGAACAAUGGUGUCAUCGCGCGCAGCUCGGACAAGGGGGCCACAUGGAGCCAGACGACCUUACCAUUCAAAGUCGGUGGAAACAUGGCCGGAAGAGGCAUGGGUGAACGCCUUGCAGUUGACCCGGCCAACUCCAAGAUCAUCUACUUCGGCGCGCGCAGCGGUAACGGCCUCUGGAAGUCCACUGACGGAGGUGUUACCUUCGCCAAGGUCUCAUCAUUCACAGCCACAGGCACUUACCGUGCUGACCCCAGUGAUUCCACCGGAUACAACAGCGACAUCCAAGGUCUUGCCUUUGUCACGUUCGACACUACAUCUGCAGUUACUAAUGGCGCAACAUCGAGGAUCUUCGUCGGCACCGCAAGCAAUGGCACUCAGCAAGCCGUGUGGCAGUCUACUGAUGCUGGCGCAACGUGGAGCGCAGUCGCUGGCCAGCCCGCAGCCUUCUUCCCUCACAAGGCUAGAAUUUCGCCGUCAGAAAAGGUGCUCUACCUUACCUAUUCCGAUGGAACGGGCCCCUACGAUGGAACCAACGGUGGCGUAUAUCGCUACAGCUUGACUAGCAACACAUGGACAAACAUCACCCCUGUAUCUGGGUCGGAUUUGUAUUUCGGGUUCGGUGGCCUAGGAUUGGACGUGCUUAAGCCGGGAACUCUGGUCGUCGCGGCCUUGAACUCGUGGUGGCCCGAGGCCCAGAUAUUCCGCUCCACUGACUCUGGUGCGACCUGGUCACGUCUGUGGGAGUGGACAAACUACCCGGCCAUGAACCGCUACUACAGCAUUUCCGCGCCACUGGCACCAUGGAUCUAUAAGAGCUUCAUUUCCAAGCCCGAUGCUGAGCAGCUCGGGUGGAUGAUCGAGGCACUGGAGAUCGAUCCUUUUGACAGCAACCACUGGCUGUAUGGAACUGGCCUGACCAUUUAUGGUGGCCAUGAUUUGACGAAGUGGGACACAACACACAACAUCACCAUCCAGUCUCUGGCGGACGGGAUUGAACAAACUUCCGUGCAGAAUGUCGUGUCUGCUCCCGGCGGAAGUGAACUGCUUGUGGCUGUGGGCGACGUCAAUGGGUUUACUUUCAAGAGUGCUUCGGACCUGAAGACAAGCCCCGCGACCGCCUGGGAUCCUUUUUGGCCGACCUCGCCUGACGUUGACUAUGCUGGUAACAAAGUCGCUAACGUGGUCCGCAUCGGAAACACGGGGGGGUCACAGCAGGUUGCUAUCAGCAGCGACGGCGGUGCAACUUGGAAUCUCAACUACGGUAGCAGCACAACAGAUUACGGCGGGCUUGUGGCGUACAGCGCCGAUGCUGAUACUAUUGUCUGGUCGACCGCGACCUCGGGUGUGCUGCGGUCCCUGAAUCAGGCCUCUUUCUCAGCCGUGACAGGCCUUGCGUCAGGAGCAGUCAUUGCGAGCGACAAGCGCAACAACACCGUCUUUUACGGCGGUGCAUCGGGUGCAUUCUACGUGUCUACCAACACCGGGGCAGCAUUCAGCAAGGCUGGAGCUUUGGGAAGCGCGACCUCGGUUGCGGACAUCGCCGCUCAUCCGACCGUCGCAGGAACGGUGUACGUCUCUACUGACGUUGGCAUCUUUAAGUCCACCAACUACGGUGCUACCUUUACUCAGAUAUCGACUGCUCUCACUGCAACUCAACAGAUCGCCCUCGGCCUUGGCUCAGGGACGACCUGGAACCUCUACGCCUUCGGUAACGGCCCGGCAGGGAACAAGUUGUACGCAUCGGCCGACGACGGCAAGACGUGGGUCGACAUCCAGGGGUCCCAGGGUUUCGGAAACAUCAUCAGCUGCAAGGUCGCAGGCAGCGCAAACAAGGCCGGGCAGGUCUACGUGGGCACCAACGGACGCGGUGCGUUCUUCGCCUCAGGGACGCACUGCGACAUCCAGGUCCUCAACGGUCUCCUCUACCACCAGUGUCGGGCCAACAACAUCCUCAACAAGUACCACUAG
Diaporthe batatas is the source of this 2295-nucleotide messenger RNA. RefSeq lists its product as uncharacterized. The transcript is spliced from 5 exons. The record is from RefSeq and is a predicted model, not a curated record. Gene Ontology annotation, molecular function: protein binding. Bases 1 to 2295 code for a protein of 764 amino acids. Gene Ontology annotation, biological process: xyloglucan metabolic process. NCBI's taxonomy places the organism in Eukaryota, Fungi, Ascomycota, Sordariomycetes, Diaporthales, Diaporthaceae.